Messenger RNA from Cylindrotheca closterium, 1965 nucleotides. The record is from the annotation of a GenBank genome assembly. NCBI's taxonomy places the organism in Eukaryota, Bacillariophyta, Bacillariophyceae, Bacillariales, Bacillariaceae.
AUGUUUCAGCGCAUCACAAGACGGGCAAAAACUCGACAAACUGGAAAUCGUUCUCCAACCAGAAAGCCAAUUCGAACCAGCAGCUCCAAGAGUAAAUCUUCCAACAAUGCAUUCUUGGGAUCCAAUUCUUCUUCACCGACUUCUCGAAAUCAUCUCAAUGCAAAACGGGACAAUUGCUUUUGGAUCCUUUGGAUGUUGAUCAUUGGUUUUGUUAUAUAUGCGGGUGUUUUGAAAUGGUUCAUGAUUCAUACUGAGAGGGAAGCAUCAGUAAGGUUUCGCGACGAUGAUGGUGGAAGUCGUCAUGGUACACAUCACGGCAGCCCUUAUAACCAAGUCGAUGCUCAAGAAGUUCUUACUACUGUCCAAAUGGAGGUUCCCUAUACGGAUGUGAUACCGGAAGAAAUAUUACAUCCUGCUGCUAUAAUUUCAACAAUGAAGCCGAAUAUUCGACAAGUUGACAGACAAUCAAGAAAGCCACAGGAGGAAAAAGAGAUCAAGCAACUGCAAUCUCGAGAAAUGAAAGAAUCCAGAAUAAAUGGCGAGACGAAUCAAAUUUCAUCACCGGCAACUGGAACCUCGUCGUCCCAUCCCAGACAACUCACACUGAGCACCACCAAAGACCAAAAGCCAAUCUACUAUCAAGUUUCAAAUUCAAUACAGAAACUCAUCAUGAACGAUGAUUCACAAGGAACGCCAAGAGAAAUGAUACUACCAAUACCGAAUGUGACAGAGACGGUGCAACCAGAAUCGAAUGAUGGACCCACAACAACAGAAAAUGUCGAUACAACAGAUCAGACACUCAACCCUUUGCAAGAACGAAAAGAGCAAUGUAUCCCACAAGAGUCAUGGCAAACAGAUUACCUGAUAAACUGCAACCAAUUACACGAAUUGGAUAUGGUUUCGUCAAGCAUACGAGACAAGCUGAAGUUCCUUGGACAAGGUUGGUUUCGGGCCGCAUGGAAAUUCUCAUUCACCAAGUACACUUACGAAACGACGGAGGAAAGUGGCACCACGAAAACUGUGACAAUGACUCAAGAAGGACUGGUUAUGAAGACGCUUCGAAUGGAACGAGAAUUCCUAGACGAAUAUUACGAGCUGCACCGACGAGAUGCAGUGGCCAUGGAACGCCUGACAUGGAGUCCGUACGUGAUGGAUGUCUAUGGCUACUGUGGACAAUCAGCUUUGAACGAACUUGCCUAUUUCAAGAAGGAAAUCAACAACCUGGAGCAACUCGACCGAGCGAUGCGAAAUUUCAAACAAAAGGAUCCGAAGGAACGGGAAAAGGUGGAAUAUAUGAAAUUGAAACUGUCCACCAGUGUUGCCACUGGGAUCUCGCAUGUGCAUCAAGUUCAUUCUCCUUCCUCUAUUGCGUCUGGAAGAGAGCCAUUGCCCUCCAAGGCAUUAAUGUCCCACUACGAUAUCAAUCCAAGGAAUAUUGCCAUUGUGGCGGGAGGCAAACCCAAAUUGAACGACUUUAACAUUGCCGAAUUCAUCCAAUACAAUCCCAACACGAAUCAGAGUUGUGGGUUUCCAUCCCGGCUCCACGAACCUUGGUGGCGAGCUCCCGAAGAAAUGUACAUGCCCCAAGAUGUGGAGGUUGACAUGCGACUGGUGACUGAAAAAGUCGACGUCUAUGCCUUGGGUGCCGUCCUAUUUCACAUUCUGACCACCCAUUCGCCACGAGGCAAAAUGAAGAAGGAACGCAUGGACGAAGUUCGUGAGGUGGUGGCCCAGGGAAUCGCACCGACCUUGCCAGCACCCUACAAUGUGAGCGAUGCUUCCCCCGCCGUCCAAGCAAUUCGACAAGCGAUGGAAUUGUGCUUUGUGGUCGAUCCGGUGCAACGAGGGAGUGCCCAUCAAGUGGCCAAAAUCCUUCAAGCUGCAGUCAAGGUCUACGAAGAAGGCAAUAGUGGUGGUGGUGAUGGUAGUACGGAGGAUGACGAAGAAGGAUCUGGGAAGGACUAG